Messenger RNA from Prinia subflava (tawny-flanked prinia), 4910 nucleotides. RefSeq names its product potassium voltage-gated channel subfamily V member 2-like. Gene Ontology annotation, biological process: potassium ion transmembrane transport; protein homooligomerization. Gene Ontology annotation, cellular component: membrane; voltage-gated potassium channel complex. Bases 1645 to 3162 code for a protein of 505 amino acids. The transcript has 2 exons. Gene Ontology annotation, molecular function: delayed rectifier potassium channel activity. Lineage: Eukaryota; Metazoa; Chordata; Aves; Passeriformes; Cisticolidae. The record is from RefSeq and is a predicted model, not a curated record.
UGCCUGGGACAGAGGCAACUCCAGCACACACCAGCUGUAGCAGAGAAAGUUAAAUACAGGAGCAAAGAGAGAGUGGGGACAGGAGGAACAUGCUGAACAUGCCACAGCAUGCUGAACUGGGCACAAGUGGGGACCUCAGACAAAAGCAAGAUUAAAAAAAAAUGCCUGAACUUGUCCCUUCUUUGCCAGAGCAGAGCACAAAGUGGGGUGCACUGCAGGGCAGGAGGGGCUCCAGGAGUCCUGGCAGCACAGGGCUGAGCUAAUUGAGGGGGCUGGUGCUGGCAGGGCCACGUGGCCGAGGUCAGCUGUCACCAACCAGUCCCAGAUCAUACUCUGAGCUGCAGCUGCCAAGCUGAGCCCAGCAGUUCUGUGGUACAAGACAGAGCGCUUGCUCUGUGUGAUGGGGAGUGAGGCCCAGGGGCAAACUCACAAGGCGUUGCACGUUUUGCUUCUGCUCUCUGAGCUGGGUGCUUCGGAGUUGAAAGAAACACAUUUUAUGUGAUGGAUCUUGUGCCAAAACUUUGGGCUGUGUUUCUGACAGCAAUUUCCCUUCCUCUAUCCGGUGCUAGGAGUGUUUUUGUUUUUCUAAUCCCCAGGCUCAGAGACUUCAAUUGUAUUGGAGCCCGAGCUGCUUUUCAGGCCAGGAGCAUCUUUGUGCUCCACAUCUCUGUAUUUAAUUAGACCAGUUCAUGGAGUUCAAUGUGAUGUUUUACGAGUUGAAAUAGGAUCAUAUUCCAGGAUAAGACGUCAAAAAUCAGCCUGUUUAAUUUUGGUUCCCCUUUUACUUGCAAAUCCAAAGGAUUAUUUCCUCCUUUUCAGUUCCAAUAGUUCAGAGUAACUUUCACUGCAUACUUGCAUUUCCAGUGUCCCGUUCCCUGUUCCUGUCCCUGCCUGGGUGAGUCAUGGGACUGAAGGCUAAUAUGAUGGUACAGGGCAGGACCACAGGGGCAGCCUGUGGAUGGCCAUCCCUCAGGGGAUCUUCUUGGACAUUGUGUGGAGGUGGUUCCUUCACCUCAUCCCUUCUAAAUCUGCACUGUGGGACUUGAGGGAUGAACUGAGAGGUCAUGACCAUCUCCCUUCCCUGGCUGUGACAGCUGACAGCCUGGGUAGCUGCAUUAGCCUUUAAUGAAUGGCUGGGGCCAAGAGCAGCAUCUGGUGUGGGCAUACAAAGCCAAUACAAAUCCUGCAUGUCUGCACCUUCCUGUCCCAUCAACAGAGGGUAAAUCGAGGCAAGUUUGUGUUGUUUCCAGUUUGUUGUCAUGGAUGUCCUUCCAGGAAACAGCAGGCAGCAAAUGCAAACAGCUAAUAAGAACACAAUAAGGGAAAAGAGAAGUGCAGAGCUAGAAAUAGUUGCUUACAUAAAGGACUAGUGCCUCAAUCUCAUUAGUGUCUUAAGAAGCGGGCACUUGGCCGCCUCCGACUGCUACGAUGCAAACCCCAAUCUGAUCAGCAAUCGGCUUUGGGACCCCGGCAGGUGCCACGUGGCAUCAGGACACAGCUGUGCCCCUCAGGCAGCCACACCACUGCCCCGAGCUCACAGCACUCGUCCCAGUCUGCGUGUGCCCAGUGGGAGCGUUCCCAUGAAGCCAGAGCUGCUGUCCUGCAGCCCGUAACAGGAGUCACUGCGUCGGAAGGCUGGGCACCAUGAGGCAACCGUGGACCAGGCGCGCGAGUCUCUCGGCCAGCCUGAAGAUAGGGGAUCACCGGGGCCACUGCCGGACCCCGGAGGAAGAGGAAUCUUACAUCCCAUUUGCACAGGACAGCCUGGUAAGGCAAUGGAACUCCAUGCAGAAUGUGGCAGAUGGUAACCAGGAGAACAGCCAGACUCCCAUCCAAAGGAACAAGUACCUGCUCAACAUUAAUGUGGGUGGCAAAUUAUUCCAGAUAGCUUACAAAGUACUGGCCCAGUAUCCCAUCACCCGGCUUGGGAAGCUGGCCCUCUAUACAGACCCUGUGAAGAAGCUGCAGCUCUGUGAUGACUACUUGGUGCAGAAGAAUGAGUACUUCUUUGAUAGAGAUCCUUCAAUUUUCCACUACAUCUUCCACUUCUACCGCAGUGGGGUCCUGUGGAUAAUGGAUGAGAUGUGCCCCAGUAACUUUGUGGAGGAAAUCGAGUACUGGGGAAUCCAUCUGAAAUACUCCCAACGCUGCUGCCGGAUCCUAUUCGAGGAAAAGCGAGAUGAACUCAGUGAGUACCUGAAAAUAGAAAAGGAGCUGGAGGCAGAACUGGAGCCUCUGGAGUCAGGGGCACAGUUUGAUGGCAAAUUUCUGGGACGGUUUCGAAAGAUGGUCUGGAACCUCAUUGAGAACCCAUACUCUUCUGUCCCAGCCAAGAUCAUUGCCGUCAUGUCGAGCUUCUUUGUGCUUAUCUCCAUUGUGGGCAUGACACUGAGCACAGUGGAGGAGAUGAAAAACAAGACAGGUAAAAUGUGGAUGGAGCAGAUGGAGAUGAUCUGUGCCAUCUUCUUCACCUCUGAAUAUGUCAUGCGGCUCAUAUCCUCCUCUAGCUUCAAGAACUUUCUGCGGGCAGCGUUUAAUGCUAUAGACCUGGUGGCCAUCCUGCCCUUCUACAUCCAGAUCCUCUUUGAAAAUCUGGACGAUGGAGACAUGCAGUACCAUGAGGAGCUGCACAAGGUGGAGAAUGUGAGCAAGCUGGGCAAAGUCCUCAAGCUCAUCAAGCUCAUGAGGAUCUUCCGCAUCCUCAAGCUGGCACGUCACUCCACUGGCCUCCGAGCCUUCAGCUUCACCAUGCGCCAGUGCUACCAGCAGGUUUGCUGCCUCCUCCUCUUCAUUGCCAUGGGGGUCUUCACCUUCUCUGCUCUCAUACACUCGGUGGAACAUGAUGUCCCCGGCACCGACUUCACCAGUAUCCCCUGCGCAUGGUGGUGGGCAGCGGUCAGCCUCUCCACUGUGGGCUACGGAGACACUGUGCCUGACACAAUACUCGGCAGGAUGGUGGCAUUUGUCUGCAUCUCCUUCGGCAUCAUCCUCAAUGGAAUGCCCAUCUCCAUUCUCUACAACAAAUUUUCUGACUACUAUGCCAAGCUGAAGGCCCAUGAGAUGAGCCAGUCACUUCAGCUUUCCAGGAGGAUCCGCCUGAAGGAGCGAGUUCUGCGAAAGUUCUCAGAGUGCUGGAGAGCUGACCCCCACUAUUACCACUGACCACAGGCUCCCCAUCCCCAGACAUCCCCUGUCCUGGCCAUCCUCCCUCUAGGUCCUAUCCCCCAGGGAGGCUCCGAGCUACGAGCAGAGUCACAACAGUGCCAGGGCUCUGCUGUUGCACAGGGGCUGCUGCCAGCUGGGACCUCCUCCCUGCUGCAUGCUGGACACUGCUGUCCCACAGAGCAAUCAGUCAGAGGUGGCUCGGGAGCUGUACAGCCAGGGCAGGAUGUUUGUCUGCCAUGGGCUGAGGCAAGGGGCACCCUGACAUCACGAGGAGUGAGGGAUGAGACUGAACUGUCACUUGUCUGAGGCAGGUAGCCCAGUGUGACACAUGUGCAGGUGCUGCUCCAUUCCCCACUGAAUGGGACACAGAGGCUCUCCCUGCCCAGGACCCUGUGACUCCCUCCCAGCCAAUGAGCCUGGGCCUAGUCCAGUGUGGGGAUUUGUGUGAAGGCAUGGAGAAAAGGGUAUGGCCAUGCAUCCUUCUAGCCAAAUCUGCCCUUCUUCCCACUGCCCUGGAGUUUGGGGCACACUCCUGACAUGAGAUGCUGCUGUGAUGUGACCCACAAGGCACUAUAGGCAUACAGAGCUUGUAGCCAGAGCACCCCCAGGAACAGGUAUUUAAUAAACCAGGCCCAAACCAUCAUUAUCAUGGAUUCUUGUCCAGCCAGUGUGUGUGAUUCAGUAAACCGCUCAUUGUUUGGUGUGAGGAGGGGACAUCUCCCCAGCGCUCACAAGUCCAUCAGUGCAAGGACAGAGCUCCCAGGGAUGCAGAUGAGCCUGUCCAUGCAUUAGUUUUGGAAUGAGGUGCCUGGGCCUGAGUGCAUUGGAACUGGAGCUGGGACGUGCUGGUGUGACCAGGACACACCAGUUGGUUCUGCUCUGUGUUCACAUUAUGGGAGGCAGUGGGGGACAUAUCUGGGGGGCACAGGGGAAGGAUGUGCCCUCCAGUGUGGGACCAUGUCCAGUCAAUGAGCCUCCUGAAGGGAUACAUCCCUCCCCUGAGUGAGAUGGAGAGAGGGGCCUUGGGCUGCAGGGAGAGUUGGUAUGGGGAAGGCCCAACAGCUGCUGCUUCCAGGUGAGCAGGGGGAGGAAACUGCUGCCAGGCAGGCCAGGGUGCAGUUCAGCCACUAGUGAGCUGGGCUUGGAGAUGCAGAGGUGCCAAGGGACUGCUGGUAUCAGCCUGGGACUGUGGCUAAGCUGCUGAUGUUGGAAGAUUGGAAAGAGACUUGGAGGAACUCAGUGCUCUGGCAGGAACAGCCACAUUCCCACUGAGAGCUGGACUGCAAAGGACAAGGGGGCUGUGCCAGCAGGUGUGAGGGGACCCCUGCCCUGACCAUCAACACCUACACCCACUCCCUGGUACCCCACAUUGACACUUGCCCUCUUUACACCUCCCCAGCACUGACCUGACCCCACAGCACCGGGCAGCUCUGGUUUCCACCCCAUUUGUCUUCCAUGAGGAACAUUCUCUCUGGGUACAGCAGUUUCCUCUGACCAUCUUAUCCCAGAGCUCUCCCACCCCACUGUUCUGGUUUCAGCUGCAGUAGAGUUCAUUUUCUUCCCACUGGCUUGUACAAAACUGUAUUUUAGGUCCAUGGUGAAAAUAUAUAUAAUCUUGAUCACACACUGAUCUCUCAGCAGCCGAUUGCUGCUAGGAACAGGCUGGGCACAGAUCAGUGGGUGCUGAGCAACUGGAUAUUGGGCAUCACUUGUCUGUCUUGGGGUUUAUGAUUCCCUCCUUUUGG